Molecule: messenger RNA, 2439 nt
Organism: Pundamilia nyererei
Lineage: Eukaryota; Metazoa; Chordata; Actinopteri; Cichliformes; Cichlidae
Gene: ythdf2
Product: YTH N6-methyladenosine RNA binding protein F2
Exons: 6
Coding region: 185-2104 (639 amino acids)
Biological process (GO): mRNA destabilization
Cellular component (GO): cytoplasm
Molecular function (GO): N6-methyladenosine-containing RNA reader activity; mRNA binding
Source: RefSeq, a predicted model, not a curated record
GAGGGCCGCCCAGCCAUGUUGAGGAGUCUGUCAAGCAAACUGCAGCCCGCCAUUGUGUAGAACCAGGCUCUGUAGAGAGAUAAGGGUGCUUGGCUGAAACGCUUCAAUAGCUUGAUAAUUAUUUUACCCUGCCGCUUUUAUUUAGGAGUAAAUACAGUUACACAGGCUCCGGGGGGGAAAAGACAUGUCAGCCAGCAGUCUUCUUGAACAGAGACCGAAAGGCCAAGCUAAUAAAGUGCAAAACGGAGCUGUGACCCAAAAGGAUACUUUGAAUGACGAUGAAUUUGAGCCUUACCUGAAUACUCAGGCCAGACAGAGCAAUGCCUAUACGGCCAUGUCGGACUCGUACAUGCCCAGCUACUACAGCCCCUCCAUAGGAUUUUCCUACUCCCUGAAUGAGGCAGCAUGGUCCACAGGUGGGGAUCCUCCUAUGCCUUACCUGGCCUCCUAUGGACAGCUGAGCAAUGGGGAACCCCACUACCUCCCGGACGCUAUGUUUGGCCAACCAGGCCCCCUGGGGAGCAACCCAUUUCUAGGUCAGCAUGGCUUCAACUUUUUCCCCAGUGGCAUCGACUUCUCAGCAUGGGGUAACAACAGCUCUCAGGGACAGUCGGGGACACCGCAGAGCUCUGGCUACAGCAGCAGCUACGCCUAUGCUCCCAGCUCACUUGGAGGUGCCAUGAUUGAUGGACAGUCCCCAUUUGCACCUGCUGCCAACGAGCCCCUUAACAAGGCACCUGGUAUGAACAGCCUGGACCAGGGCAUGGCGGGACUUAAGAUAGGUGGUGCUGCUCCUGGUGGUACCGGGGACUUGGCGCCUAAGGUAGUUGGCUCUGGAUUACCCGGUGGGGGUCCACUAGGCCCUGUAUCAUCUGUUGGACCUCCCAGCAUGCCUCCUGUCUCAAUUGCCCCUGCCAAGCCUGCCUCUUGGGCUGAUAUUGCCAGCAAACCAGCCAAACCCCAGCCCAAGCUUAAAACUAAGGGUGGCAUGGCUGGUGCUAAUUUGCCUCCUCCGCCCAUUAAACACAACAUGGACAUUGGCACUUGGGACAACAAGGGCACAAUGCCUAAAGCCACCACUCCUCAGCAGGUGCCCCCUAUUCCCAGCAACGGGCAGCCGCCCAAUCAGGCUUCCCCGCAGCCUGGAAGUACUGCUGUGGGGAAUCCACAAAUGCCCCUGAGCAAUGGACAACUGGUUCCACCUGUUUCCCAGAUGGGUCAGCAUCAGCUUCCACCCACUGGGCAGCCAGGUAUGGGUCAGAUGCCCCAGCCUCCUAUCUCCCAGGGUGGUCCUCCUCCACCAAGCCAACAGCAACAACAAUCUCAACCUACCCGCUGGGUCCCACCACGGAAUAGGGCCAAUGGAUUUGGGGAUACGAGUGGGAGUGGUACAGGCCAGUCACCUCCCUCUUCUUCAGGAGUGGGUGUGGUUCCAGGGGUCCCUUCGGAGCCUCACCCAGUUUUAGAGAAGUUGCGUAUGGUCAACAACUAUAACCCGAAGGACUUUGACUGGAAUCCCAAGCAGGGCAGGGUGUUUAUCAUCAAGAGCUACUCCGAGGAUGACAUCCACCGCUCCAUCAAGUAUAACAUCUGGUGCAGCACGGAGCAUGGCAACAAGAGGCUUGAUGCAGCUUACCGUUCACUGGGUGGUAAAGGACCACUUUAUCUUCUGUUCAGUGUCAAUGGGAGCGGUCACUUCUGUGGUGUAGCAGAAAUGCGCUCACCCGUGGACUACAACACGUCUGCUGGCGUGUGGUCGCAGGACAAGUGGAAGGGUCGUUUUGAUGUGCGCUGGAUCUUUGUUAAGGACGUUCCCAACAGUCAACUGAGGCACAUUCGACUGGAGAACAACGAAAAUAAGCCAGUGACCAACUCUCGGGACACACAGGAGGUGCCACUGGACAAGGCCAGGCAGGUGCUAAAGAUCAUCGCUGGAUAUAAACACACCACUUCCAUCUUCGAUGACUUUUCUCACUACGAGAAGCGUCAGGAAGAAGAAGAGUGUGUGAAAAAGGUGGAGGUCCAAGGCAGUGAGCCAUAUCCCAGCAACCCAAACAACAGAAGUCAUUACAGGCUUCAGGAGCGCCAAGGACGAGUCAAGUAACAGUUGGUGCUUUGGUCAAAGACUGCAAUGGCCCCCUUAAAGCCCUCUACCCCAUUACGUCAUUACAUCCAGAUCUCUUAAAGAAAUUCUAAUAGGGGUGAAGAAUUAACAAAGGACAGAAACUAAAUGAAGACUUUGAUUUCUUUUGACUUUAAAGACUUACUUUGAACUUGUAGUAAAAAGAAAAGGAAACAAUUAUUCAUAGGACUACAACUAAAUGCAUAGCAUCCUUAGGUGAAUUUUUUUUUUUGCCCUCCCCCAUUCCACUACAUAUGCUUUCUCCCCUUGUAUGCUGCUUUUUUUCCUUUUUGAAAUGAAUGGAUCAGCUUGUUGUU